AUUUUGUAAAUUUUAGUAGAGAUUUAGAGACGUGUCAAUGUGUGAAAGAAUUAAAGUUAUGUAUUUAAAGUUUGAAACUUUUAAUUAAUAUUUAUUUAUCGUAAGUGGAUUUACGCGUAAAGAAAUGGCAAACCUAGAUCGCAAAGGGACAUUUAAGGUUGAAUACCUUCAAGAAAUUGAGAAGAAUGUACAGGAACGAUGGGAGCUCGAAAAGAUCUUUGAAAUGGAGGCGCCUAAUGAGCCACAUGAGAAAUUUAUGUGCACCUUUCCUUAUCCCUAUAUGAAUGGCCGAUUACAUCUUGGACAUACAUUUUCAUUAUCAAAAUGUGAGUUUGCAACAAGGUAUUUCCGAUUGAAAGGUCGACUUGUCCUCUUUCCCUUUGGCUUUCACUGCACUGGAAUGCCUAUUAAGGCAUGUGCAGACAAAUUGAAGAGGGAAAUGGAACUAUACGGAUGCCCUCCAAACUUCCCUAAUGAAGAACUUGUAGAAGAAAAGGAACAAGGGGAUAUAAUUCCUAAGGAUAAAAGCAAGGGGAAAAAGAGUAAAGCAGUUGCUAAGACAGGGGCCGCAAAGUAUCAAUGGCAGAUAAUGCAAAGUAUUGGUGUCCCAGAUGAGGAAAUUAAGGAGUUUGCUAAUGAGAGCUAUUGGCUGGAGUAUUUCCCGCCCCGAGCUGUUACUGAUCUGAAGAGGAUGGGUAUUCAUGUCGACUGGCGUAGAAAGUUCAUUACAACUGAUGCGAAUCCAUUUUACGACUCAUUCAUAAGGUGGCAGUUCUACCACCUGAAAGAGCGUAAAAAGAUCAUGUAUGGAAAGAGAUACACUAUAUUCUCCCCGUUGGAUAAACAACCUUGUAUGGACCACGAUAGGAGUAGCGGGGAGGGCGCUGGGCCCCAGGAGUAUACGCUUAUUAAAAUGGAAGUGUUACAACCUUUACCAGAUGUGCUCAAGGCUUUUAAAGGGAAACCAGUCAGUUUUGUAGCUGCAACUCUACGUCCGGAGACAAUGUAUGGUCAAACCAACUGUUGGGUUCACCCUGAUAUAAAAUACGUCGCAUUUGAGACAGUGAAAGAUGGUAUUUUUAUAUGCACGAAACGGGCCGUGAGGAAUAUGUGUUACCAAGGGUUUACCAAAAACGAUGGACAGUUCGAUAUUCUAUUAGAGGUUGUAGGACAAGACCUUUUAGGUAUUGCAGUGAAGUCACCAUUUACUUGUUACCCAAAAAUCUAUGCCCUCCCGAUGUUGACUAUAAAGGAGGAUAAGGGCACGGGAAUUGUUACUAGUGUCCCUUCAGAUUCACCUGACGAUUAUGUGGCACUAGUCGACUUACAAAAGAAGCCAGCUUUCAGAGAAAAGUAUGGUAUAGCUGAUGAAAUGAUACUCCCAUACAAACCGGUUCCAAUACUCGAGAUUCCUGAAUUCGGUAAUAUGGCCGCAGUUCAUUUGUACGAUAAGCUAAAAAUACAAAGUCAGAAUGAUAAAGACAAAUUGACUCAGGCUAAAGAAAUGGUUUACCUCAAAGGGUUUUACGACGGUGUUUUAUUGGUGGGCGAAUAUAAAGGUAGUAAGAUACAGGACGUGAAAAAGAAGGUCCAAACGAGACUUGUAGAAGAAGGAGGUGCUCUGGUCUACUAUGAACCUGAGAAAACCAUAAUAUCGAGGUCAGGUGAUGAAUGCGUUGUAGCUCUAUGUAAUCAAUGGUAUUUAGACUACGGUAAUGAGGUUUGGAAGGCGCAGGCUGAGAAGGCUUUAGCUGGCAUGAACACGUACCACGAUGAAGUUCGGAAGAAUUUCCAGGCGACUCUUAAAUGGCUGCACGAAUACGCUUGUUCUAGGACAUAUGGGCUCGGAACGAAAUUGCCCUGGGAUCAGCAAUGGGUAAUAGAAUCUCUCUCGGACUCCACAAUCUACAACGCGUAUUACACUAUCGCCCACUUCAUACAAGGUGACACGUUUAGAGGGAACGGCGAAAAUGCGCUCAAAAUCAAACCAGAAGACAUGAAAAUCGAUGUUUGGGAUUACAUAUUUUUCAAGAACGCUCCGUUCCCAAAAACAACUAAGAUACCCAAAAAGUCGUUAGACCUGAUGAAGAAAUCAUUCCAGUUCUGGUACCCAGUCGACCUCAGAGCAUCAGGGAAGGAUCUUAUACAGAACCAUUUAACGUUCUACAUUUACAAUCAUUGCGCCAUUUGGGAGAAGGAGGAAGAUAAAUGGCCGAAAGGUGUUCGUGCGAAUGGACAUCUGAUGUUGAAUUCAGCGAAAAUGUCCAAAUCUGAUGGAAAUUUCCUCACUCUCUCGGAAAGUUUGGAUAAAUUCAGCGCGGAUGCUAUGAGGCUAACUCUAGCAGACGCGGGCGAUUCGGUAGAGGAUGCCAACUUCGUAGAAAACACCGCCGAUGCGGCCAUAUUGAGGUUAUUUACGUUUAUCGGAUGGGUGAAAGAAAUUAUUACAACAGAAUCCAGUUUAAGAACAGGCGAAUACAAUUUCCACGACAAAGUGUUCGUAAGUGAGAUUAACACCAAGAUAAAUCAGACAGAUGACAACUACAAUAAAAUGUUAUUCAAGGAAGCUUUGAAAACUGGUUUCUUUGAACUCCAAGCUGCGAGGGAUAAAUACAGGGAGCUGUGUUCUGAGGGAGGCAUGCAUUCAGAGCUGGUGACGCGGUAUAUCGUGACGCAGGCGAAGUUGAUAUCGCCGAUAUGCCCGCACGUGGCCGAACAUGUAUGGGAACUGAUGGGAAAUAAAAAAAGUAUCCUUCACGAGCGAUGGCCCAUAGCCGGGGAAGUAGACGAUGUAGCCGUCAAAGCCAGCAACUAUUUAAUGGAGGCGGCGCAUUCCUUCAGAAUCUACCUCAAGAACCAUUGCGCUGUGAAGAAGCCCAAAAAAGGGGAAGCCCUUAAACCGGAACCUAAGCCAAACAAAGCGAUCAUAUGGGUGGCGAAGGAAUUCCCGAAGUGGCAACAUAUUAUAUUGAGCACACUCAAACAACUCAAUGGGCCAUCCGGCCUCCCGGACAACAAGACAAUUUCGACCAAACUGGCUGAGAUACCUGAACUGAAGAAGUAUGUCAAACGGGUCAUGCCAUUCGUGCAAGCGACAAGGGAGAAUAUGGAGCGAGUUGGCGUCGACGCUCUCUCUGUGGGACUGCCCUUCGAUGAAGCAGCCGUGUUGACUGACAAUCUGCAGUAUUUGUUGAACACUUUAGAUCUCGACUCAAUCGAAGUGAAACACACAGACGACCGCGAAGCACCGGAGAAGUCGCGAGAGGAAUGCGCUCCCGGAACUCCGCACGUUACGUUCCUGGCCGAACCGCGCGUUCGUGUUACGCUCGCGAACCCCGACCCACGCUCGGGGUUGUUCGCGAUGACGCUUGCGCUCGCCGACGGAGAUACUGUCUCCAAGCUCAAGAUGAAACUUGUCAAGGAAGUCAAGGCUAUCAAAGAUGUCAACUCCCUCAAGCUUUGGAGGUACAAGGACCCUGUCCUCGGCCCUCGGAGAAUACCAGUCACCGGAGACCAUGAGACCAAGUGCGCGUUGCUGGAAAACGCGUCAGUAUUCAAAGCGGACGUGAGCAGUGAAGCAGUCGAGUUAGUUGACAACGGGACGAAUAUUAAUGUCGGUGUCCAACUUUUAUAUACUUACGAAUCGUAAGAGUUAAUAAAUAUUUUAUUUAUUGCGA
Molecule: messenger RNA, 3677 nt
Organism: Pararge aegeria (speckled wood butterfly)
Lineage: Eukaryota; Metazoa; Arthropoda; Insecta; Lepidoptera; Nymphalidae
Gene: LeuRS
Product: leucine--tRNA ligase, cytoplasmic
Exons: 13
Coding region: 125-3649 (1174 amino acids)
Biological process (GO): leucyl-tRNA aminoacylation
Molecular function (GO): aminoacyl-tRNA deacylase activity; ATP binding; leucine-tRNA ligase activity
Source: RefSeq, a predicted model, not a curated record